Molecule: messenger RNA, 798 nt
Organism: Prunus mume (Japanese apricot)
Lineage: Eukaryota; Viridiplantae; Streptophyta; Magnoliopsida; Rosales; Rosaceae
Source: RefSeq, a predicted model, not a curated record
AUGGAGAUCAUUAGACAUGGUGAAGAUAAAGCGUAUGAGGCAGCAUGGUCUGGGUGUGUAGAAUCCUUAAACGCAUUGAUCGAAAAAGACCCACAUAUUCUUAGAAACCUUGCACCAGUACUGACCUCCAAAACUCUAACACCCUUACAUAUAUCGGCUUCGUUAGGCCACCUUGAAAUUACCAAAACCUAUCUCACAUAUAUUCCAGAACUUGCAGAAGCGUUGAACUCCGUUAGAAGCACACCUUUGCACUUGGCUUCUUCUGAGGGGCACAAGGAGAUCGUCCAGGCUUUGCUCCUUGUAUAUCCUGGCGCGUGUUUGUGUUUUGAUGAGAAGGGAAGAAUCCCUCUUCACUAUGCUGCCAUGAGAGGAGAUGUUGAGGUCCUCAAGAAGUUGACACAUGCAAAUCAUGAUUCCAUUUACGUUAGGGUUGAUAAUAGAUCAACUGUUUUGCACUUGUGUGUUAAAUAUAACCAGUUAGAGUGCUUGAAAUUUCUGGUUCAACUGGUGAGAGACAAUGGUGAGUUCCUCAACUCAAAAGAUGGCUCUGAUGCUGGUAUGACCAUCCUGCAGUUAGCUUGGAUGCGAGGGCAAGUUCAGAUUAUGUUUAUGAGCAGCGUGGCAUUGCAAAUCAACUCGGUGAGAAUCAACCUUCACUUUGUUUGUGUCGACUAUGAUAAACGAACUUUGCUGAGAUACUGGUGCAUGCUCACACAAGUCAGCACUGAUCAGGCUGAAAAUGCUCCAGAGAGUUUGAAUCAUGAAGCCUUCCUUGAAUCAGAGGAUUGGCGACCUUAA